UGAAAUCAGAGUAAUUUGCUUUUUAUUUUCCCCCCUUUCUCUUUCUUUUUUGUUACUAAAACAAAAAUUCUUAAACAAUAAUCAAGUGAAACAUCAAUUUAUUUUCCAUUUUCUGCUCAAUUUAUCAAAUAGUCAUUUCAGCUGUAAUCUUUUAUUCAUUUGAUUUUCACAUCUCUUAAUGGCAGAUUGGUAGUUUUCUUCAGUUUAAUUAUUAUUGUUUUGCAGAAAUUGCAAAGCCAUUUUAUUAACGAACUGCCUGUGGAAUUUGCUAAGUCCAGAUUACUGUCUGAAUACUACAAAGCAGUCAUGGCUUCUAAAGGCACCAAAGAGUCCUUAGCCACGAAGUUGGGAUUCAAAUCCAGCAGCUCUGCCUCCAAGGCCGAAGUGGAGCUGGAAAGUGUCAGGAAAGAGAACGCUCACCUCAGGAGAAAAAUCGAUGAACUGGCCAAACGACACAUCAAACCACCCGACUCCGACAAAACCAAGCUGUUAGAGAGGAUUCUUUCCUUGGAGACGCUGCGGGAAAGGAACAAUCAGCAGUUGCAUGUCAAAGAGCAAGAACUGGAAACUUUGAGACAGCAGCUGUCAGCCAGAGGAGGACAGUUGGUGGCGACACUGCAGGCCCAGCUGGAACAGCGGCGGAAGGAGGCAGAACAGAGAGAAGCCUUAUUCCAGAACUUGUCACAGGAGGCGAACAACCUGAAAAACAAGCUAGCUACUGUUUCAGCCCAUUGCCAAACCCUGGAAAUGCAGAAGACGGAUCAGGUACCGCCUGCCGAUGUGGCUCUGGUGCAGGACCAGCUGAAAGAUGCUCUGGAAAAGAACCAGCAGUGGCUCGUGUACGACCAGCAGAGAGAGUCGUACGUUCAGGGUAUCCACGCCCGCACUUUGGACCUUGAACAGCAGUUGGCCCAGUUAAAGCAGCAGCAAACAAAACAAGAGCCCAACUGUGACGCUUCAGCCAGUUCAACCGAAAACACCGCUGACAAACUUAAAGAGCACUAUGACCAGCUGCUUCUGGGUUUGCAGAAGGACCUGGAGAACCAAAAAGACCAGGUCACCAGAACCCAACAGGAGCUCCGAGUGCAGAGAGAACAGACAGCGAAAGCUCAGGCUGAGCUUCAGAUUCAAAAGGAGCAUGUUAUCAGGCUUCAGGAGGAGACAUCUGCGCUGCAGAGGAGGUAUGAGGAGAAAAAUAAAGAGCUGCAAGAUGCCAAGGAGCAGCUGCAGACAGAGCGCUUUAGCAACAGGAAUGUGGUUGGUGAGGAGAGGAAGGCGUGUUCUGAGCAAGCAGACUGGCUGAGAGUGGAACUAGACAACAUGGGUGUCAGACUGGAGGAGGAGAGGAAGAGGUCUGCUGACCUUCUGCUGCAGGUGAAUAUGCUCCAGAAGUCUCUCCUGACUCAGAGUGAAGAACAGAGGAGAAUAGCAGCACUGGAGCAACAGAAUCCAAAGUUCUGUGACUUUGUGGACAAACAGACCGGCUACAAGACCAAAUGCAUGCUCACCUUCCCCCUCAUGGCUGAGAAAGAGUGCCUUGGAGUUGUCAUGGCGCUAAACAAAACAGGAGCUGAUUCGUUUUCUGCAGCGGACGAAUCGUUAUUCCACAAGUAUAUGAAUUUCGCUCAAGUCAUCACUCUGCAGAACUACACAGCCUACAUGUUCAACGUGGAGUCGAGGAGGAGUCAGGUGCUGCUGUGGUCGGCCAGUAAAGUAUUUGAGGAAUUGACGGACAUUGAGAGGCAGUUUCACAAAGCGCUCUACACCGUAAGAACGUAUCUACAGUGUGAACGAUACUCAGUUGGCCUCUUGGACAUGACCAAAGAGAAGGAAUUCUAUGACGAAUGGCCAGUUAAACUGGGAGACGUGGAACCCUAUAAAGGACCGAAAACACCAGACGGCAGGGAAAUCAACUUUUACAAGAUCAUUGACUACCUCCUGGAAGCCAAAGAAGAAAUCAAAGUCAUACCCGGUCCGCCUGCAGAUCACUGGGCGUUGGUGAGCGGGCUGCCAACCUAUGUCGCUGAAAACGGCUUUAUUUGCAACAUGAUGAAUGUGGCUGCAGACGACUACUUCACUUUCCAGAAAACGGCUGUGGAUGACUCUGGUUUUGUCAUCAAGAAUGUCUUGUCUCUGCCCAUCGUCAACAAGAAAGAAGAAAUUGUCGGUAUAGCCACGUUUUUCAACAGGAAAGAUGGCAAACCCUUUGAUGAACAUGACGAGCAGAUCACUGAGGCCCUGACACAGUUCCUGGGUUGGUCGGUGCUCAACUGCGACACGUAUGACAAGCUGAACCGCAUGGAGUACAGGAAAGACAUCGCCCAGGAGAUGCUGAUGUACCAGAGCAAGUGCACGAAGGACGAGCUGCAGUCCAUUCUGAACACCAAAGAGAAGUUUGACUCAGAGCCCGAAGACUGUGACGCCAAAGAAAUGUACAAACUGUUGAGGUCUAACUGCCCACCAGCUGACAAUGUCAAUGGAGAGAAUUUAUACUCAUUUGCCUUCAGCGAUUUCCCAGUUUCCGAACACGACCUAAUCAAAGCCGGCAUUCGCAUGUUCUUUGAGCUUGGUGUUGUUGAGAAGUUUAAAGUUCCCCCUGAGAUACUGACAAGAUGGAUGUACACCGUGAGGAAAGGUUACCGCUCUAUCACCUAUCACAACUGGAGGCAUGGCUUUAACGUAGGCCACACCAUGUUCUGCCUGCUACAGACAGGGAAGUUGAGGAAGUAUUACUCUGAUCUGGAUGCUUUUGCCAUGGUGGCCGCCGCGUUCUGCCACGACAUCGACCACAGAGGGACCAACAACCUCUACCAGACAAAGCAAGUGAAAUUGUGUUAUUGUGGGAAACAAGCCCGCGCUUUGUCCGCUCUCUCUGACUUUUCUCUCAUUUGUAGGAGUGCAUCUCCUUUGGCCAAACUUCACGGCUCCUCCAUUCUAGAGCGGCACCAUCUGGAGUACAGCAAGACUCUCAUGGCUGAGGAGAGCCUGAACAUCUUCUGCAACCUUCAGAAGCGUCAGUUUGAAAACGUUCAGCACUUGUUUGACGUCUGCAUCAUUGCCACCGAUCUGGCCCUUUAUUUCAAGAAGAGAACCAUGUUCCAAAACAUAGUGAACGCUACAGAACCCAUGACAGAUGAAAAGGAAGCCACCGCCUUCGUGUCCAACAACCCCAUCAGGAAGGAAAUUGUCAUGGCCAUGAUGAUGACAGGCUGUGACUUGUCGGCUAUCACCAAGCCCUGGGAGGUACAGAGCAAGGUGGCUCUGAUGGUCGCUGCUGAAUUCUGGGAACAGGGAGAUUUAGAGAAAAAUGUUUUGGAACAACAACCAAUUCCCAUGAUGGACAGAAAUUGUGCUGAACAGCUACCUAAGAUGCAGUGUGGUUUCAUCGACUUUGUGUGCUCGUUUGUGUACAAGGAGUUUGCCAGGUUCCACAAAGAGAUCCAGCCCAUGUUUGACGGUCUGAACAACAACCGGGCACACUGGAACGAGCUGGCUGAGGAGUACAAUGCAAAAAUGAAGGCUAUUGAGGAUAAGAAGAAGAAAGAAGAAGAGCAGGAGGCCAAAAAAGGUGAUGGAGGGAAGUCAAAGACCUGCACCAUUUGCUAAUUCCUCCAGUGCUUGGAUUCCAUCUGGUUUGGUCCAAACCUGGACUGUGAUAGCCUACGCUUAUCCAAACCAGUCACCUGUGGACUCGUUCCAGGUGGUUCUUGGCUAGGGUAGCUUGGUCUGGUCUGAUCUCCGUGUGGUCUUGGCAUUUCUGCUUAUGGGCUGUUCACUCUGGUGGUAUCCAGUUCAGCCCUCUUUGGUCCGGUUCUGCCUAGUCUAACGUCUAACUCAGUCACCUCCAGACUGUUCUGCUUUAAUUCAAUCCGAUCCAGAUUAGGAUGCCAUCACCAGUGUCCACGGGGUGAAGGUUCAGCAGUGAAGAAGUAAAUGAACGUGGACUGCAAAAGAUGCAGUUGAAAAACUGACCACCUUUGUUCUUUUUUGUGGUUUUUGAUUGUUUUUUGAAUUCAACAUGGAACCAUGAACAUCUGACCAUGAACACUGACAGCUGUUACGUCCCUUCAACAUCAAAUGUUCCUGAUGAAAUGUCUGAAAUUCUGGUUCGAACAUCUCAAAUGUGGAAACAAAAGCUCCAGGUCUUAGAGGUAAAGUACAAACUGUGUUGUUUAUAGCGCACAUAGGACACUGUGCGGGGGGAGGUUAUACAUGCCAAAGCAGUAGUUUAUGGCAGCGUUUAAUCUCCAGGUCCUACAUUUAGGCUGCACAAUGCUUUUAACUGCUUCUGUUUCAUUAGUCGCUCUAGCACCAAGGAAUGAUACUGUCUUACAGCUGAGGCCACAAAUUUACAUACAGCUUGGUUAAAAUCACUCAAAUUCAAGAUUUCUCAACUCCAUCCCAUUCCAUGUUACCAAACAUUAGGUUUGUGAAGUCAUUUAACUUUGCUCCCAUAUGACUUUAUUCUUGAAGUAAUGAUUCAGACACACAUUUGGACUGUUAACGUUUUGAUACCGGGCUUUCAGUGGGUGAAAGGUUUGCAUACAUUUGGUGGUAUUGUUUUUUAAUCGCUUGAAGUAUAAAC
Messenger RNA from Thalassophryne amazonica, 4585 nucleotides. RefSeq names its product cone cGMP-specific 3',5'-cyclic phosphodiesterase subunit alpha'-like. Bases 307 to 3606 code for a protein of 1099 amino acids. The record is from RefSeq and is a predicted model, not a curated record. Lineage: Eukaryota; Metazoa; Chordata; Actinopteri; Batrachoidiformes; Batrachoididae. Gene Ontology annotation, biological process: signal transduction; visual perception. The transcript has 29 exons. Gene Ontology annotation, molecular function: 3',5'-cyclic-nucleotide phosphodiesterase activity; protein binding.